AUGUUAGCAGCUUUAGUGGAGCAGCUGAAGAAGACUGGACUCCAAGCUGCUCCUGCUGACCACUGCUAUGCUGGACCUGAAGAUGUGUCCUGUGAUGUCUGCUCUGUGAGAAAACUGAGAGCCAUCAAGUCCUGUUUGGUCUGUGUGGCCUCUUACUGUGAGAGACACCUUCAACCUCAUUAUGAGUCACCUCCAUUAAAGAAGCACAAGCUGGUGAAGCCCUCCAAGAAGCUCCAGGAGAACAUCUGCUCUGUCCAUGAUGAGGUGAAGAAGCUGUUCUGCCGCACUGAUCAGAAAUCCAUCUGUUCUCUCUGCUCUGUGGAGGAGCAUAAAGGCCACCACAAAGUGUCAGCAGCAGCAGAAAGGACUGAGAGGCAGAGAGAGCUGGAGGGGAGGCGGCAACAAAUCCAGCAGAGAAUCCAGGACAAAAAGCAAGAUGUGGAUCUGCUCCAGCAGGAGGUGGAGGCCAUCGAUCAGUCUGCUGACAAAACAGUGGAGGACAGUGAGAAGAUGUUCACUCAGCUGAUCCAUCUCAUCCAGAACAGACGCUCUGAUGUGGAGCAGCAGGUCAGAUCCCAGCAGCAAACUGCAGUGAGGGGAGUCAAAGAGCUUCAGCAGGAGCUGCAGCAGGAGAUCACUGAGCUGCAGAGGAAAGACGCUGAGCUGCAGCAGCUCUCACACACAGAGGACCACAUCCAUGUCACAGAUGAGGAAUGA
Messenger RNA from Menidia menidia (Atlantic silverside), 717 nucleotides. The record is from the annotation of a GenBank genome assembly. NCBI's taxonomy places the organism in Eukaryota, Metazoa, Chordata, Actinopteri, Atheriniformes, Atherinopsidae.